UUAGACUCAGUGAAAUUGCGCCGUAAAAGCAGACCGUCGAUUAAGAGAUGGUUUACUGCCUCCAAUAUCAGGGCAAUGAGUAAAUAUAAUAACGAACAGUUAGUUUUAUCCAAGAAUGACUACCGGAAUUGUUUAACUGUGGCCCUUUUACAUGCGAAAGGAUGCUUCCACGGGUUACGUACUCAUUGCAUGGGCAAUGCAAACAUUCAGUGGUAACGUCGCGAUAUUUAUUUUUAAUAAUUGGAAUGAUGAGCUUGUUGUAACUUUCCCCGACCAAUGCCAAUGUUUGCUGUUUGAAUGACAAACCUGCGGGUGUAUAAAUAUGGAUUUAGAGUUCGGUCUUACGUACUGUCAGUGGCUACUGAAUCAUAACCUGAAAAUUGUCUCUCAUUAUCUUGAACGGGCUCAGUACUUUCUGUUUGUUACACUUCGUAAUUUGGGAAACGAAUGUGAUAAACCCUUUACAUCUACAACGUUAACGUUAUGGGUCAUGCUAAUUGUUAUACUUUUGAGUGUGAUUUACCAUCUGUAUAGGAAGGUCUUAGGUGUGUUUUUGAAGCGAAUGACAUUGCCAAUGUUAUAUCGAAGGCACCUAACCAAAACCUUGUGGAAUGCUGGUUUCUGCAUUAACGCCAUACUGUUCUGUAUUACAAAGCUAUUAGAGCGUGCAAACCAUGUAGCAGAUAUAUUUUUCAAUGUUGAUAAUAGUUUUAGAACAGAACAAACAUCACCUGCCCAUGUACUCUUCAGUUGUGUUAUUUUUGCAUAUUAUAUUCACAGCAUUUGUUUAAUGUAUGUUCAGAAAGGCAUUGACACAGAAUUUUUUGCCAAAGGACUACUACUUACAUUUCUGUACACAUGUUAUUCCCUAAGAUAUGUACGCACAGGACUUUCUGCAGUAGUUCUCAUUAAUGUUUAUUCAUUAAAUGUAGAAUUUAUGAGGAUAUGCUACUGUUUGAACCAAAGCAAAGCAACAAAAUCCGGUUUCAUGCGGAAUCUUACAUGUGCAUUAUUUGUGAUUCACUGCGUACUAUGGGGAGGAAUGUUCUUGCUCGUUUUACCAAAGUUCUACUUGUUACCUGCUAUCAACAUCGAGGUGUCCGAUGAGAAUCUGUUACUACUUACGGUACUUUGUGCUACACUAUGGGCAUAUUUGUGGCUGGGGAUAUCCAAUGCACCUGCCGUGAAGCUGGUACGUUACUAUGCGUGGCCAGGCUACGCUUAUGGUCACUGUGACUGGUUAGACUAUGUGCUUUUUGUGCCGCAAAGUGACGUGAUUCAGAACUGAAACAGAUUUGAAGUAAGUCUCAUCUUGAAGAUGCACAUUUACUGCAGUUACUUUGUUACUCAGUAUUAAUACAACAGGUAUUCACAUUUCAAACAUAUAAACUGCUACUAGGUUGGGGUUACCAUACAGUUCAUGAGUGAUGAUAGAUGAGUAUGGAGAAAUGAUAAUUAAUGGGAAAACUUUAGAUGAUGCCAAGUAAUUUGUAUAUUUGUUUCAUAUGAAUGUUGUAGACGGGUUCACAAGGAAAAAUUACACGAACCAAAAUACUAAUAGAGGAAAACAGAAUAUGCAGAUUUAUAUAAAAUACUGAUUUGGAAAACUUAUAGAAAAAAAAAUAAUUUGGAAAACCUCAGAGUAGAUGGUCCAUAGGAUAAAGUAAAUAAAGUGUAAGUUGACCUGUGUCAAAGUACCACAAAAAAGGCAUAUGAGGAACAUUGCAAAAAGGCUUCACAUGUUCUCUACCUCUGUACCAAACAAAUUUAUACAGGAUUUGAAGUUUUCAUGGCAGUGAGUCUGAAGAUGGUUGUCGCAACAUCCCAGAAGACAGCCAUCUUCAAACAUAUUUAUGUUUACCUACAUUUCUAGUACACAAUACAUUCUUUCGAACAAGGCACGAACAAUUUUGAAAAUGCUGUUUUCAUUUGCUGAAUUUGUGAAGUGGCCGUCUACGAACGGAUGGCUGGGGUUCAAUUACCGGCAGGGAAACACCUACUGGACAGAACCGAACAGCCAAAAGAUUGCUUCUGCACAUCCCUACCGUGCAAAGAGGGUUCUGUCAGAAUGAGGCCCGACACUGGUCACUGGGCUCCACCCAUCCUUCUCUUUGCCAGCCAUUGGCACAAGGCAUACAAAACUCUGUCUUAGGUUCAGCUAUGCUUUUUAUCAAAAUGAAGCAUGUUACACAUUUUCAACUCAGUCCUCUCUUUGUGAAUAUGGUAAUGUGAAUUAAAAUCAUGAACAACUGACGAGUAUUGAGUUA
Molecule: messenger RNA, 2267 nt
Organism: Zootermopsis nevadensis
Lineage: Eukaryota; Metazoa; Arthropoda; Insecta; Blattodea; Termopsidae
Source: RefSeq, a predicted model, not a curated record